ACUCGCUCAGAGGAAACAGCUGCUCAUUUCAUGCUUUGACACUUAGCCACUACACACGGCGUGGGGAUGUUUGUGGAAUACCCCUGUAGAGAAACACACACCUAUUUUGCUUAAAUUGCAAGUCCUACACAAAGACGUAUUUUUCUCCGCUAUGAUAUUUUGGAGAGCAAACAUAAAUCAUUGAUGAAGGAACAAAAAUGGGAUCCGCUACUUUCAAAAAGGCAGCUUCGCUGGAUGAACUUCUAUACACAUGUAUUGGAAUAUUUGAUGAGAAAGGGAAUGUUGACAGCAACCAGUUACCCCGCAUUGUCUUGUUAAUGCACCGAUGGUAUUUGCCUUCUACUGAACUUGCUGGAAAACUUCUUUCAAUCUAUCGCAAUGCCAGUGGAGAGCACUGCAAUGAACAUCGUUUGAAGACAUGCUAUUUCAUAAGAUACUGGAUUUUAGAGUUCCCUGCAGAAUUCAAUUUGGAUUUGGGCUUGAUUCGACUGAUGGAAGAGUUCAGAGAGCUAGCAUGCAAACUGGGAAAUGAAGAACAUAUCAGUCUAAUAGACAUCUCUACCAUCCCAUCAUAUGACUGGAUGAGAAGAGUCACACAGAGGAAAAAAACAUCAAAGAAGGGAAAGGUUUGUCUUCUGUUUGACCAUCUGGAGCCCAUUGAGUUGGCAGAGCACCUAACAUUUCUAGAAUAUAAGGCCUUUAGAAGGAUAUCUUUUACAGAUUACCAAAGCUACGUCAUCCAUGGGUGCCUAGAGGACAAUCCAACCUUGGAAAGAUCGAUCGCUUUAUUUAAUGGGAUCUCUAAAUGGGUGCAACUUAUGGUACUCAGCAAACAAAGCCCACAGCAAAGAGCACAAGUUAUAACCAAAUAUAUUUAUAUUGCACAGAAAUUACUUCAGCUCCAGAAUUUCAAUACACUGAUGUCUGUGGUCGGUGGACUAAGCCACAGUUCCAUAUCACGUCUCAAGGAUACUCACGCCCAUCUCUGUGCAGAUGUCACAAAGGUCUGGAAUGAAAUGACUGAGCUCGUCUCAUCUAAUGGAAACUACUGCAACUAUCGAAAAGCAUUUGCCGAAUGCGAAGGAUUUAAAAUUCCUAUUUUGGGGGUUCACCUGAAAGACUUAAUUGCUGUGCAUGUCAUUUUCCCUGACUGGAUAGAUGACAAUAAAGUGAACAUUGCUAAAAUGCAGCAGCUGUAUGUAACCCUUAAUGAACUGGUUUCCCUUCAGAGUGCUUCUCACCACCUAGAGACCAGCAUGGAUUUGAUCAAUCUAUUAACGUUGUCACUGGAUUUGUAUCACACUGAAGAUGAUAUUUACAAGCUUUCCUUGGUGCUUGAGCCGCGGAAUCCUAAAUCGCCAACUUCCCCAACAACUCCGAACAAGCCUGUUGUACCACUUGAUUGGGCAGCAGUAGUGACUACAAAGCCUGAUCCAAACAUUAUCAGCAAGCACAUCCGCAAACUUGUUGAAUCUGUUUUCCGAAAUUAUGACCACGAUCAUGAUGGAUACAUUUCCCAAGAGGACUUUGAGAGCAUAGCUGCCAACUUUCCUUUUCUGGACUCCUUCUGUGUUUUAGACAAAGACCAAGAUGGACGAAUCAGCAAGUCUGAAAUGAUGGCAUAUUUUCUGCGGGCUAAAUCCCAGUUUCAUUGUAAACUGGGGCCUGGAUUUAUUCACAACUUCCAAGAGAUGACUUAUUUAAAGCCAACAUUCUGUGAACACUGUGCAGGAUUUCUGUGGGGUAUAAUCAAACAAGGAUUCAAGUGCAAAGAUUGUGGAGCAAAUUGUCACAAGCAAUGCAAAGACCUGUUAGUAUUAGCAUGUCGGAAGCAUUCCAGAGGAGCCUCAACUACCCGGAAUAAUGGCUCUCUGCCAAGCAGUCCAUCACUCGCCCCAGCUCAAGAUGAAGUUUUUGAAUUCCCGUCAAGUGGAAGGGAUAAUCAUGACUUAGAUGGAAGAGCUAUUACUCUGGUUACUGGCUCUGCCAGAAAGAUUUCCGUGCGCCUUCAACGUUCCACCACAAGCCAGGCAACCCAAACUGAUCCGGUGUGGCCUGAUUCUGCCUGGAAUGACAGUGGAUCUCAUACAUUUCCAAAAAUGAAAUGCAAGUUCUAUGGAAAAUCUACAAAAAAUAAAGCAUUUGCAAAAUGGGAAAAUGAAAAUUCAAGCAUGGAAAGCAACAUGGACAUUAUUGAAGUAAACAGUACUGAAAAUUCCCCAGGGCAGUCUGAAACAGAAACCAAGGAGAAGAUACAAAAGUAUAAUGAGAUCACGUCCACCAUGCUGGAUCCACUGAUGUCACCACUGAUGUCACACACAGUUUUUUGGAUGACUGAUGAUAGUUGAUUCGCUCGUUUAUUCCAUGGAUGUCCUGUAAACACCUUUGGCUGGAAGAAGAUAUAAGCAACUGUGUGGAAUGAACUGAACCCUUCUUGGCAAUAUUCUGUUGCCUCCAUGACUGUAAAGAUGCACUAUUUCUUCUGUAGAACCAGGAACAUGACUGCCUGUCUCUCCUUCAACCACUGGAGGAACCUGAACAGAAGUUUAAUGAAUCUCAAAGAAAAUAUUCAUCUUUCUCUGAUUUUCCUCACACUACAUUCCAUUUUUAACUGUAACUCUAUGUAAAGAUAUGAAUGAUAUUUAUUUUUCUGAGAGCACGGGAAGCAGAAACUGCCACAAAGGACUGUUUUUAUUUUUAAUUCACUUGUUAUAGUCGUGAGCUCAAGAAACCUCAAUAAUGAUAAAUACUGAAUCAAUAAUAGCAGAUAUUGCGGAGAGGAAGCACAUGGGUUUUUGGAAUUAUGCCACAACAUAAAAGUCAUUAGCGGGUCAAUAAAUAUAAAGUACUAGCUGAGGGUUUUUGGAACAGUUCAUGUUAGGAGGCAUAACAGUUUAUUUAACCCAUAUAUUAAAGUACAAGCCGUUGUGGCAAUGGUGGCCAUUUAAAGGGGCACUAUCAAUGUUUUAAAUGCCUCAAGUACGGGAUAUAUAAACAUACAUUAAAGGAGAAGGGAAGGAAUGUAAAAAACACCUAUAAUGUGGCCAUACACGCACAGAUAUUAUCGUACGAAACCUAGUUCUGUACGAUAUGUGGCGUAUGUACGGCGGAUCAGCAACACUGUCGUUAUUGCAGAAGCGUCGGAUAUUGGUCGUCUUGUCGAUCGGGUGGGACAAAAGAUUUUGCUCGCCCGCUGUUGAAGGCACCCGAGUGGAUGCGAAAAAAAUAACUGCAACAAAAUCUUGUGCGACCUUUCUUCUGGAACAUUAGCUCAUUUAAAAAAAAAUGCCACAGAAUAUUCCCGCGUGUGCUUUGGCUCAGAAAAAGAGUCGCAUGCUGGCGAGAAUCACAGUGUUCCAUUCAUUUACAAUAAGGCUAAAUAACUUAAAUGUUUUAGUAAACUGGGAAAUAAAUAAAUCAAGUUGUUAGAGACAAUUCCCAUUGACUUCUAUUGAACCGUGCCGAGUUUUUUUCUGGCAAUGUAUAUGAUUUUUUCUUUAACACCCACUAUUUGUGGUUCCUAAGAAUUUUCUUAAGUAUAGGACGGUGUUUUCAUUUUUUCACUGCGCUUUUUUUUUCCAAAUCAUGAAAAGAAUGCACUUGAAAUUUGAUAAAUCUGCCCCUAAGUCCAAAUGUUAAGUUACUUUGCUCCAACUGGAUUGCUAUAUUAGUUAUUUCAAAUUCUAUGCCUUAUUUAAAAUGUUGUCUGUUGAUCCCCAUCUCUUUGUCAAUUCCUCCACCAGUGGCACACAAUGUGCAUGCGGGAAUUUUUAUUUCCACCACUGACCCAGAGAACAUCAUUCUUCUCUGACGCAUUCCAGAGAAAAAUGUAAAUAUUUCGGUGCAUUUGUAAAGGAAUGCAGAGGUGCUGGAGUCAGCAAAAGAGGUUGUUAUCGAUGUGCUUGGUACAUUCUUUCUCUAUAGCAGCCAUCUAAAUGCAGAGCUGAGAUGUGCAGGGCUUUAAAGGGGUUGUUCACCUUUAAAGGGGACCUGUCACCAAGACAUAAAUAGUGUAUAAAAAAAUUAAACAUGAAAUCCAAAUUCUUUUUUUUAUUUAAACAUUCAUACCUGUUAUAAAUGUAUUUAAAAAGUUGAUCUGUCGAUCAUAGAUUGUCUACCCCGCUGCUAUGCCCCCGGCAGGCAAUUACUUUCACUUUUUCAUUCAGCUCUUCCUAGAUGUCAUUGCAUUUAUGUGUCAUUGCAUUAUUUUUUAAAUAAAUGCCGUUUUUCAGUCAUUUAGCUUUUUGUGCAGCAGUAGCCUAACAGAGGAAGUUUUGGCUGCCAGGUACAGUGACCCCCAUUUGACAGCUGGAAAGAGUCAGAAGAGGAAGGAAAAUAAUUAAAAAAAACUAUAAAAAAAUAAAUAGCAUUUGAAAAGUUGCUAAGACUGAAAGUUAAACUGAAGGUGAACUACCCCUUUAAAUAGUUAUCUUGCAAACCUUUAUGAUCCGUUAUGAUUACAUUCAAUUAGAGUGGGUAGUUGUGGAGGUGGUGCUUGGGGACCUAUGCGCAUCACACAUAAUUAUGCAAGAUGUUAUUGCGCAUUCAAUGGCCCUAGGCUCUAGGCCAUUGCUUGUGGGGAAGGAAAGGUAGCAGGGCUGUUUUUGGAUACAGGUAUCUGAUUCUAUUUGCAGAGAUGGUAACAUUGCAGGGAGCAUGGCUCACAGUAGCACUGCAAGCAUAUGUUACUUAUUUCAGAAUAAUGGGCAAUAGACUUUCCUUUUCCUUUAAGAUGUUCAUAUUUUGAUUAAAAAUGUGUAUUUUCUUGAGGUGGCUUGUCUAGGCAACAGCCUUGUGGUCUAUAAAAUGGCAACUAGGUCUUUAACUGCAUUCUUGUUCCAUAGACUACUUUAUUACAUGUUGUACACCCCCUUGUCUAAGAUGAGUACAGAAACAUGUAUGUUUUUUGUGAUUUCUAGACCUAAACAGAGCAAACAGAUGUUUCUAACUUCCUUGCAAGGCAGAUAAUUAGAUUACCAGCGCACAUAAAAACCAAACCUACACAAUGGACUUCUCCUCUCCUUAAAAGCGUCACAACAAAGGGGUUGUUUAUGCACAGUUAUUACUACUGAAUUAUUUAUUUGGUUAAAUAAACAAAAAUAACUGCAAAUAAUAUAAAAAAAAAAUAUCAGUGAAUAAAACAAACAUGAUAGUGUCUCUCUAUGUUGUUUUGAUUUAGGAGCAUUUACAAAUUAGUGUAUUUGAGUUAACAGCCCUAGCACAAUAAUAUGUUAUAUAUUUACUCCAUAGUUAUGUUAGGGUGUAGAUUUUACAUGAUUCUUCCAUCUACCUGUACAAAUAUAUACACCUCUUUUUGGUCAGUUAGCACAUUUAUGGGCCCUUAGACUAAUGCCAGAGAGGACUGAUUUUCGGCCUGCAUUUAUCUGCCCCUCAAUCAGCCCCUAUGCUGGAAUCAGCAUUUUGCCUGUGCCUGCACCUGGAGCCAUUGCUUCGGCCCGGAUGCAGGCACAUGGAGCAGGUUUCAGUUCCUAAAUGCACCUACUUCGGAUCUGGGUGAGGCACAGGCAAAGGCUGAUGUCAGUGUAGGCAUCAGCCCCUUCUGCCAUUAGCCUUAAAGCCCUUAGUGCACUUAUCAGUUGUUCCUAGCAUUACAACUGUGGCAUCCUUCCUGUCCCAAAUUAAAGGUGUAGAAUGCCAGGCUAUCCUAAAACUACCCAGUUUGCAUGUUCUGAAUAAUGCACAAGUGAGUAUGCAGUGCUGCUAAGCACAUGCAGUGCUGCACAGAGGGAGAGGCGCCCCCAGUAGUUGCAAAUUUAAUUGUGGCAAAAGUGCAAAAAACAUGUCUUUUUGUCCCUUGCCUCAUUUUUGUAGACCCCCCUUAGGGGUCACUUUAUAAUGCCCCAUACAGUGUGCAAAGAUAAAAAAGGGUACAUUUGUUAGGCAGAACUCAAUUUAAGGGGAGGUGGGGGGAGGCAUGUAGUCGUUCCCCCUCCUGCCCUCCACCUUGCAUGCCAUUCAGUGUUUCAAGGUACAGAGCUAUAAAAGCUGCAACCUGCAUUGAGGCCCUGCCCUUACUGCCUGCUCCCCUGUGGCAGACCUUUUAAUGCUACUCUGCAUGGAAUGCAGAGAGCAGAAUGUUUGAUUUUUUCCUAUAAUUUGUUUUCCCGACCUAGUCAAGUAGCCAUAAGAAAGAGGAAUUCAGCUAAAGUUUGUUUUUAGAAGCUUGUGGAUCAAGUUUUGUUUGUAAGGCUUUCAUGUCAAGGCCAAACUGAAUUCUUUUUUUUUUAUUAAAACAUCCAUACCUGUUAUAAUUGUAUUUAAAAAUGUCAGCUGUCAAUCAUAUUUUGCCUGUCCCAUCUCUAUGCCUAAGGCAUACUGUAGAGGCAGGCAUUACUGUCACCUUCCAUUUAGCACUUCCUUGAGUUCACUGCCCUUCUCUUAUUCAUCCUUCCUCCUCAUGCUUUCAGUAGUCUGGGCAUAGGCAUUAGGUCCCCCAUUCUGGCACAUACACAAGAUUUUGGAGUGAUACAAAACUACAAAUAACAGUGUCCUCUAAAUGGCACCUGCCUGCUUGCUGUGAUUGUAAAUUCUAAGCCCGAAGGAAAAGAUAAUUUAAAUAAUUUAUAUAGUGUAAGUAAAGUUUUUUGCUCAAUUAUUUCUUAGAGUGACAGGUCACCUUUAACACUGCAGUUAUUGUUAGGUUCACAAUGUUUGAAGUUCCUCCACAUAAAAGAAAUAAAAAUAUAAGCAGAACAGUGGAUUGGGGUCAUGGCAUUCCUGAUAGGCUCUACUUUGGAGAAGCAGUGGCUGUUGGCACAUAUGAGAAACAAGGGGUCCCUCAGGCCUCACCAGGUUUGUAAGUAGAGACUUAACAAGUGAGGCUGGCCUCACAAUUUCAGAAAGACUGGCAAAUGAUUAGUUGGAAUUCACCUUGCCUUUAUUUAUAGUAAGUUUAUGUUUAUAGAUACUGUAAUUGGAUUGCCAAAAACCUUUGCAGGCCGCUGGUUGGAUGACUGUCCUACUGUAUACUAUUGAGUAGUGCUCAUAAUGUAAUAUAAUAAAUAAAGAAGUCAUGUAUUUUUUGUGAAA
Xenopus tropicalis (tropical clawed frog) is the source of this 7050-nucleotide messenger RNA. It is a transcript of the gene rasgrp3, whose product is annotated as RAS guanyl releasing protein 3. Gene Ontology annotation, biological process: small GTPase-mediated signal transduction. The record is from RefSeq and is a predicted model, not a curated record. The transcript is spliced from 18 exons. Gene Ontology annotation, cellular component: Golgi membrane; endoplasmic reticulum membrane. NCBI's taxonomy places the organism in Eukaryota, Metazoa, Chordata, Amphibia, Anura, Pipidae. Gene Ontology annotation, molecular function: calcium ion binding; guanyl-nucleotide exchange factor activity; diacylglycerol binding. The coding region runs from base 198 to 2348 and encodes 716 amino acids.